GAAUAUCAUUGUACACACACCAAAUCUUAGAGCCCGAGGCUAGGAAACCCUGACAUUCUCUAAGUUCCAAAGAAUACUUGGGUUGCCUUUAUAACAGAAAAAUAUUCCAUGCUUUGUAAAGUUGAAAGUAUCUACAGUUUCAGUGUUUUUGCUAGGAUUGAGUUGGACAUCCUCAAUGAGAGCAUUACACUAGAGGAAGUACCUGAGCAUUUUUUGUUUACAUUUAAAAAUUACAUAUACUAUUCCUUGUUAGAUAUAAAAUUUGAAAACCUUUUUCUCAAGGGUUUGUGGAAAAUAAAUUACCCAUGUAUAAGAGAGUAUAUUUUCUGAAUGCUCUAUUUGGAUGUGCUGAGAUAUAUCCCUAUCUUCAAGGGUGCACAUGAACUCAAUAAUGUAAUUCUAAAAUCUGCUCCUGUAUCAUAAGGAUGUUUUCUUAAGAAAAAACAAAAAGAAAGAAAGAAAGAAAGAAAGAAAGAAAGAAAGAAAGAAAGAAAGAAAGAAAGAAACCAACAUAUGUGUGAGAGAAAUUUUUAGUUUGACUUCAUUGUUCAUGCCUUGGAAAUCACUAUUCUGGUUUAAAAACAGACAUUCUCAAAGCUAUGAGUAAUCUCUCAAUAGUGACUCAGUUUAUCCUUCUGGGAAUCCCCCACACAGAGGGUGUGGAGACCAUGCUCUUUGUCCUAUUUUUGUCUUUCUACAUCUUUACCCUAGUUGGAAAUGUGCUCAUUCUUCUCACUAUUGUCUCCUCCAAUCGGCUUCACACACCCAUGUACUUCUUCCUGUGCCAGCUGUCAGUGUGUGACAUAUUUUUCCCUUCUGUGAGCUCUCCCAAAAUGCUGUUCUACCUCUCAGGAAAUAGCAGAGCCAUCUCCUAUGCAGGCUGUGUGUGCCAGCUCUUCUUCUACCAUUUUCUUGGUUGUACUGAGUGUUUCUUGUACACAGUGAUGGCCUAUGACCGUUUUAUUGCCAUAUGCUUCCCUCUAAGGUACUCAAUAAUCAUGAACCACAGGGUAUGUGCCAUUUUGGCCGUGGGGACAUUAUUUUUUGGCUGUAUUCAAGCUACUUUUCUGACUGCUCUUACCUUCCAGUUGCCCUAUUGUGGGCCCAAUGAGGUGGAAUAUUAUUUCUGUGAUAUCCCUGUGAUGCUAAAGCUGGCUUGUGCAGACACAUCAGCACUGGAGAUGGUGGGGCUCAUCAGUGUGGGCCUGAUGCCCCUUAGCUGCUUCCUCCUCAUCCUCACCUCUUACAGCUUCAUCCUUUGCUCUAUUCUGCAGAUCCGCUCUACUGAGGGGCGGCACAGAGCCUUCUCUACUUGCAGUGCCCAUCUUGCUGCCAUCCUCCUUGCCUUCAUGCCAGUGGUCCUCAUAUACCUCCAGCCUACCCCAAAUCCCUGGCUCAAUGCAGCUGUUCAGGUCUUGAAUAACCUCGUGACACCUAUGCUGAAUCCUUUGAUCUAUAGCCUCAGAAAUAAGGAAGUAAAAUGUUCUCUAAAGAAAGUGCUACAGCAAGCGCUUAUUCUGUCUAAAAGGAGAUAGAGAAAGGCUUAGAUGCUAAUACUUUAAUAAUACUAUAGCUUCUUCAAAACACAUUUUGUGCAAUGGAUAACACAAAUGUCACCACUGCUUUGAAAUAUUGAAGCUUAAGGGCAAUUAACUCAUGAUGAACUAAUAAAUUAUUUGUUCAGCAAGGACUAUCUCUUUCCAAUUGGCAGAAUAUCUGGCAAUUUCCAUUGUAUGGCUUAUGCUCUUAUCUCUACAAUUGUAUUUUUCCCUUUCAUUUAUUUUUUCAUCACCGUAUAAUUUUCUUGUUAUUUCUCCAAACGUCUGAAAUAAAUCAGCUUUCAUUUC
Rattus norvegicus (Norway rat) is the source of this 1847-nucleotide messenger RNA. Lineage: Eukaryota; Metazoa; Chordata; Mammalia; Rodentia; Muridae. The record is from RefSeq and is a predicted model, not a curated record.